Culex pipiens pallens (northern house mosquito) is the source of this 959-nucleotide messenger RNA. RefSeq lists its product as uncharacterized. NCBI's taxonomy places the organism in Eukaryota, Metazoa, Arthropoda, Insecta, Diptera, Culicidae. The coding region runs from base 322 to 750 and encodes 142 amino acids. The transcript has 2 exons. The record is from RefSeq and is a predicted model, not a curated record.
GAAGACGACCCGGAAAAGUUGCUACGGAGUUACUAAGAACGGGAAGCUCACGAAGUGGACAACAAACCGGAGGAGCUUUCACUGGGGUCUCUCGUGCGCCGGAUUGAGCUAGUCAAAGUCACACACUAGGGCAAUGUGUGUUAACCACGUCGACGAUACAAGAAACGUCCUCUUCGGACGAAGACGACCUGGAUCGAAAAGGGAACGUUGAGAAGCGCCACCAGCGACAGCAAACCAUCGGCAUCGGCAAGCAUCGGCCAAAGUGCAUACCUAUUAAAAUCUCAUCCGGCAUGAUUCGGAGUUGCUUGAUGCACUGACUGGAUGCACGACGCGGGUAGCGUAGGGAUUAAAUCUCUGGUGGAUGACCGGCUGACCUGGUCGGACGGAUGGAUCAGCAAUCCGAUAGCUGACACCGGAAAUGGUUACGUGACCUGGCCUAUUGUCAGCGAGAACUUGUUGACCUGUACGGCCGAUGUGUGUGUUCGGAAUGUCAUUCACAGUACCCAAUCCGAGUACGGUGUUACAGAACGCUUGUUGACCCGGGUCGCCGUUUAUCCGCACCAAUGGCCCAUGGCCAAUGGCAGCAUCCCGAAUGCCUGUACCGGGGAUAGCGGCGCGGCCCGAACGAGGCACUGGAUGCACGACGCGGGUAGCGUAGGGAUUAAAUCUCUGGUGGAUGACCGGCUGAGCUGGACGGACGGAUGGAUCAGCAAUCCGAUAGCUGACACCGGACACGGCGACGUGGCCUGAGUUAGGCAAAGUUUUAGCGGGAACUCGUUGACCUCGACGGCCGUGCAAUGCCACCGAAAGCCCAGCGAUUGGAACAUCGGUUUCGGGAAGGUCGCCGCUAACUGGUUGAUUGUUAACUGUCGCUGCUGACCCCGCAUUCACCGCACCUGGUCUGCAGGCAGCGAUGUACGGAUGUGGGACUGCCCGAGCCGCUACUGAUGCCUCGGUGA